UGAGAACUAAAUGGCGUAUUUUCAAAUUUUUCUUAUACUUGGCAUUGAUUUGUCCUGUGUGAUGCUUGCAACUGGUCGGCUAGAUCCACCAAAAGAUAUUCGAAUAGAUAUAAUCGAUAAUACAGCUAAAAUCUCAUGGAUGAUACCUUCUAACCAAAUGGUAUAUUAUUCUCGGAUCUAUCUUAACAAUUCCAAAGAAGGCGAAAUAGAUUUAGAUUCAGAAAGAAAGCAUCGACAUAAAGAUAUACGAUUUCCACAUUCUAGCUUUGAGAUCGAAAAUUUAAAGAUGUGUUCAGAAUAUUAUGUCAGUAUACAAUGUAAAAGUCGACAUCAAUUAUCCGAAUUCACCACACAAAAGUUUGGGAUGACAAACACGACAUUCACUGCUGAAAUUGAUGAAAAUGUUGCUUUAACUUGGAGGACCAGUUUUAGCUAUGACGAUAUAUUUUAUGUUACGAAGCAUACGAGAAGAAUUUUAUUUGGUGUUUAUUUUGGCUCUCGUUUGGUGAAUAAUAAAAAAGAUCAGGAGAAAUACAAAUUUGACAACAUGCCACAGGAUGAACGCUUCAUCAAUAUCACCGUUAUUAGUGUGAAGCAGACAGAUGCUGGGCUAUACGGAUCAGUUGAUGACUAUGAAAGAAAUGCGAUUGGAUGCUGUGUUUUAGUUGUAACAACUGAACCAAUGAAUCCAGUUUUAACCAUUGACCAUGAGCAUCCAUUCGUAAACAAUAACAUUACCUUUACCUGUAAUUCAACAGUUCAACGGUGGCCUGGAUACAUACCUUCAAAUCUGUCAUAUCAGUAUUUCGGAAACCCAAGAGGAGAUACCGACGGCAAUAAGCUAAUAUUAAACACACUUACAAAGUCUGAUAAAGGAAUAACUAUAUCGUGUCACGCAACUGAUGAUCUUGGAAAAGUAUCAAACAUGAGUGAAAGUAUUAUUUUGGAUCCUUAUUAUGGUCCUGACAUAAUUGUGCUAAAACCUAAAUACGAGGCUGUCAAUGUUACAGAAGGAACUAUAUUAGGCCCUAUACAUUGCAAUGCCGAUUGCAAUCCGAAAUGUAUAUUCAAUUGGAAAGUUAGCAGAAUCAGACAUUUUGCACUCGUCCAUUCAAAUCAGUAUCUAACUGUAGUAGACAUAAAGAAGAAUCAGGCUGGGAUCUAUCGUUGCAGUGUUGUUCAUCCUUAUGAUAUAACAAUGACGAGAAGGAUAGAUCUAGUUGUUAAUGUACAGUAUUCUCCCAAAAUUAUAGAACUUUGGUUAAGUGAUAAUAACGAAACAUAUGAAUGGAGUAACGCUACAAUCUAUAGUUUCAGUGAAGACGUUAAUCUCAAGAUAAGAUUGAGAAUUGAAAGUAACCCAGAUCCGCAAUUAGUAUUAAGCUCAUCUUUGAUGAAGUUUCCACCAUUACGUUAUACGAAACGGGGUAUUGAGUUUUUAUCAGAACUCCCUUCUCUGACAUGUGAAGAUUCAGGAAACUAUACUAUACAGGCUUUCAAUGGAAUUAAAUAUGGAAAUACCAGAACAGUAAACUUAAUGAUAUAUUGUAAACCUCGAAAUGUCAUAGCAGACUUCAAGAGAAUUAAAACAAAAGUGAACAAAACUGAAAAUAUAGUAAUGCAGGUAGUCUCAUUCCCGAAGCCAACUGUAAAAUGGACUCGUACGACUGGAUUCUUCUGGAUGGUUCAAAAAGAUAGAUAUAAUUACAGAUAUAGAAUUUAUUCCUCUAUACAUAUUAAAUCGAAAGAUGACUUUGGUGAAUAUGGAAUACAUGUAUGUAAUAGAUUCGGAUGUAUUGAAGAAAUUUUCACUAUUACAUAUGAAGAUGAUGUUCCAACAGUCAAAAACGAAAACCCAGGAAUGUUUGCAGCAGGAAUAACAACUUUAGUAUUUGGUUUGAUAGCCUUAAUUCCUGGAACGUUUUUUGCUAUUCGCAAGUGUUUGAAAACCAUGAAAAAAAUAUCAGUUCAAUCGGAUGAAUAUACUGAUGUGAAGAGAAGCAAUCCAGCAUUUUCAGAUCAAUAUUCUAGCUUGCAGCCGCAAUCGGAAUCAAGACCUCUUCAAGAGCCCCGUAAUGAUACAUAUGAAGAAUGUGGAAUGACACCCGAGGUGGAUAUUUAUCAAAACAUUGAAGAGGGAUCAGGAAAAGAGAAAAAAAAAACACCAACCAAGUGAUGAGUGCUGAAAUGAAGAUAUAGCCGUUCGCUAGAGAUAUUGAUUUUAGAUUUGAUAUAUACUUCUGUAAUCAGUUAAACAAUAUGUUAUUUAAUCAUCUGUGUCCUUUCAGGUGAAUGGUAUUUUAUUGUGUGUAUUAUAUAGAUAUAUAACAUUGUCUCAGCUAAAAUCAAGCAUGUGUCAAAUAGCUUAACCAAUUUUAAAUAAAAUGUAUAGAUGGUUUUUAAAAUGGUGUUUAUCUACUUCAGAAAAGAAGUUGAAUACUUUAGGUUUGUUAGAAGCUAAGAAGCAUUAAUAUUGUUAACGUUUACAAUUCAAGAAAAAUACAUUCAUGUAUUGAACGCACGAUCGUUUUUUUUUUCUUCUAGCAAAUAACACCUGAUGUGGUUUCUUCAUUUCAUUCACUGUAAAAUUUACCCAUCUAUUGGGUAUGUUUAUCAUUAUUGAGGAUAAUGACAGCUUAAACUUACGGCGUACACACAAAUGGCUUGAAAUCAUUUGCAUAAAAAUUAAUGACAAUCAUAAUUAUAUGGUACUAGCCCUUGACCAAAUAUCUUGUACAACCUGUCAUAUUUUGUAUGAACGGACUUGUUUAGUACAAACGACAAAUUUAUAAUAAGACUUUAUAGAAUCCACAUCGGAAGACCUAUUUUUGGAACUAUCUACACCCUAAGAUACACGCUAUAAUAAAAGAUAGACUAGCCAAAUGGAAUAGUAAAUAAUGCUUUAAAGCAAUACAUAAUCUGAAUUUAAAUAAAUUUUUUAACUGAACUGAAUUUAUUCUGUUUUUCCGCAACUUUUCACAUGUUUCAUAUGUUAAACAAAUAUUUCUAAAUAGAGAACUUGAAUUUCUGACAGUAUUUCAAUCUCGAUCAGUAUUCUCUGUAUUUAUUUUUUGUUUGGAUUUUUCUUUUUUAUUUUAAGGCUUUUUAUUUCUUAAUUGUUGCAAUUGCUUAUUAAGUAGUCCCGUUGUAGUAUGUGCGAUUCAAUCAUGGAUGAUUAUACAUUCGAUUCCUCACUUGGUCAAACAGAAGACAUUACAAUUGAAAUUUACCGCUAUUCAUCAAAAUACGCCUCAUCUUUGAGCAGUCUAAAGACUGGAUUCUUUGCCGCUCAUAAUAUGUGCGAAACGUUUGAAGAGUAUUCCUAGCUACACGUACAAAUAUCUGACUCAGCGCAUUUAGUAUGUCAUUCUAUGAUGUAUUCACUAAAUAUGCAUGUGAUACGCGUCGGUAACAGUUAAGCGAAAGGAAAUCCCUUCUAAACAUAAAUGACAAAUUCAUAACCUAAUCUCCCAAUUUAUUUUGUUUAUUAUAUUGUCGUUUAAUUUUGUAGCAGUUCAGUGUUUCUGUUAUUCCGUUGUUUUUCUUCUUAUAGUUGAUAUGUUUCUCUCGGUUUUGGUUUUGUGACCCGGAAUUUGUUUUCGCUUAAUCGAUUUAUGACUAUUGAACAGCGGUAUACUACCGUUGCCUUUAUUAAGGUUCAAAAAUUUCAACCAAAAUUUACAAUAACAGUUAUUAAAUACAUUAUACUAGUAGUCACAAUACACAUUCGCUGAUAUUUUUCAUUCAUUAUAUAUUGAAGCCAAUAUAUGGCCCCAUUUAGUCAUUACCUUCAUUCCAUUAUAUCUAGAUAUGAGUCUAUUUUGCUAUUGAAAACUGUUUAGUUUAUGUCACUUUAAUAUUUUGUUAACCAAAAUUUCACCCUUGUUAUAAUGUUUAUACAAUUUGAACCCUUUUCUUUCCAUGUAACGUAAAUAUUUGAACAAUCGUAGGCAAACAAAGAUGAUAAAAGAUACAUCAAAAGAUAAAAAACCAAAUCGGGAAUGGAAUAAUUGCGAAAGAUAUCGAUUUUCCGCGGAAAAAUUUGGAAAGUAAUUUUAACUUUUCCUAGUAUUAAAUUUGUUUCGUGAAAAGGUGUCUCACCUUUCUUUUCGUCGUGUUUACCGAACGUUUUCCUUUAUUCCUAGAAUUCAAUAUAAAUAUCUUUAAUCUUAAAAUGUAAUCAAAAUCACAAAAAACGACACAAAAAUGUAUUUUGUGUUUGGAUGAUACCAUGCAUGAACAUUUUUCAUAUGAAGGAAAGUCAAACAACACCAGUUUGGUCAGGUUCCAUCUUCUAAAAAUGGAACGACUUCUAAAUUGGGUACAACAUUUCAUCAUUCGUUUGUGAUCGUGUGAUGAAUUCCAAAUUAAAGGUUUUACAGUAUUCAUUCAGAUGUCACAAAUUCCACAAGUUUUAAUCGCUUAAACAUGUUGCUGUUAUUUCAUCUUUUUAACAGCAAUUAUUUUGAUGUAGAUUCAGAAUUACAAACCACUAACCCCCAACAGAAAAAGGGAGAUUUUAUAACGUUGAAAGAAAUGAUACAAAAUUUCAUAUACGGAUCUGAGAUAAUUCCAUUAUGAAGUAGUAUUGUAGCGACAGUAGAAAAAAACUAAUCGGAUAUAUUAAAUACUAAUUGGCACAAACAAUCAUAUAAACGGUAAAAACAUAAUGAGCAAGUAAAAUAAAACUUGUAGGUAUAAAGAUUAUGUAUUUCUAUAAAAUACGCUUCGGUUCUGUUGUUUCAAACUGUAACUUGUAUUAAAACCACUGUAUUGUAUGUACAUGUUUGUAAAUAUAUCAUUUUUUUUUUUUGUAAAUGUGCUUCUUUCUCUCUGUACUUUUGUAUCUUCAUUGGAAAUAAAAUAUAAAGAUUUUACAUUGUAAAAACU
This is a messenger RNA of Mytilus californianus (California mussel), 4890 nucleotides long. RefSeq lists its product as uncharacterized. The transcript has 13 exons. Gene Ontology annotation, biological process: cell-cell adhesion. Gene Ontology annotation, cellular component: cell-cell junction. NCBI's taxonomy places the organism in Eukaryota, Metazoa, Mollusca, Bivalvia, Mytilida, Mytilidae. Bases 11 to 2176 code for a protein of 721 amino acids. Gene Ontology annotation, molecular function: cell adhesion molecule binding. The record is from RefSeq and is a predicted model, not a curated record.